Molecule: messenger RNA, 21314 nt
Organism: Pelobates cultripes (western spadefoot toad)
Lineage: Eukaryota; Metazoa; Chordata; Amphibia; Anura; Pelobatidae
Source: the annotation of a GenBank genome assembly
GAGAAGCCUGCAUCUAAGAGGAGUAAGUUAGAGUCCCUGGACCACCAGGGAAUGCUGUGUCCCCCCUUCCUGGUUGGAGGUGAGAGUCAGGGAUGAUGAAAUCAUAAAAUAAAGCUCGGGGGAAAAAAUGUUCCACUCUCAUCCCCCACAGACCACAGCCCCUUUCCCACCCCACAAACGCACACACUAAACUUGUCCCUUACACACACACACACUGCAUCCAUGAUACACAUAAACUGCAUCCAAGAUACACACAAAGUGCAUCCAGUAUACACACAUACUGUAUACCUUAUACACACUUUAUGCACGAUACACACACACUGCAUCCACGAUACACAUACACACUGCAUUCUCUAUACACACACAGUGCAUUCAGUAUACACACAAACACACAAAUACUGUAUGCCUUAUACACAUUUUAUCCACGAUACACAUACAUACUGCAUCCAGUAUACACACACAGUGCAUCCAGUAUGCCCUAUCCAUACUUUACCCACAAUACACACACACAAUGCAUCCACGAUACACACACACACACUGCAUCCAUGAUACACAAACACUGCAUCCACGAUAAACACACACUGCAUCCAGGAUACACACAAAUUGCAUCCACAAUACACACAAAUUGCAUCCACGAUACACACAAAUUGCAUCCACGAUACACACACACUGCAUCUACGAUACACACACUGCAUCCACGAUACACACACACUGCAUCCACGAUACACACACGUACUGUAUGCCUUAUACACACUGCAUUCACUAUACACACACUGUUUCCCCUAUACAUACAAACUUCAUCCUUUACACACACACUAUCCACUAUACACACCACAUCCCUUACACACAUACUGAAUCCAUUAUACACACAAACACUUAUAUCCCAUACACACACUGCGUCCACUAUACACACAAACUGGAUCCCUUACACACAUAUUGGAUUCACUAUACACACACAUGCUACACACACUGGAUUACAUAUACACCUACACUACAUAACACACACUACAUCCCCUACAAACACACACUACAUCCCCUUAAACUAACACAUUUUAUCCAAGAUUUCUUGACUCACCACCCCCUCCCUCCAUCCAUGUGUGAGCUGGCCAGCAGGGCACAUUGGCUGCACUGGAGGGGCACUGAAUUGAUAUGAUCACUUUGUAGGGAGCAUAAUUGUUCCUGCACCCUCCCAUUGGCUUGCUCUGACUUUAAAGGGGAACUCCUGGCACCAUAACAUUUUCAUUUAGAUGAAGUAGUUAUGGUGACUUAUGUUGCCUAAACUGUCCCUUUAAAUACCAGGGUCCAAUGGGCCUGAAUGUAUCCAUGAGACAUAUUUUACAUAUCACACCCAUUAUCAUCAUCACAUCUGCAGCACCUCCCUACAGCACAGACACCUCUCACAUCACCAUCACCACUGCAGGUCAAUUCACCCACAUAUAAUGUGAGAGUCAAUACAAAGCCCCAGUGUGAGCCAGGCGGCCAUGCAGCCACAAUCCCUGCUUUCAGCACCUUGGAGAGCCGCCGGCCCAUUGACAUCACACGGCAGCGCAUCAUUGCUAUUCUCGGAGCAGUUCCGGAAAAUGAGUAGCGUGGGCCCCAUUGUGGCUGCGUGGAAUGGGAUGCUGUCAGGGGGAUGAUGCUACACGCGUGCGCAGUGCGUCCAGUCUAUGGGCGGACUCCCAACAAACAGGAGGAAGGUGGCGGCUGUCUGAGAGCCGGCUUUUAGGAACAAGGUAUGUUUCCUCCUGCUGUCUGGAUAUAACGAGUGCAAUCACCUGCAAGCACUACCACCUCUAAUAUCAGGGUAAAUUGGACACUGCCUUAUCAGCCAUCAAUGAAUCCCCUGUUUAGGGAUAAGAGAGAUACUCUCCCCAGCAAUGCAGGCUUUUUGGUAGAAGAUGUGAUUUGUAAACAUGACUGUCUUGCUGCUACUUUAAUGGUAUAUAUGGGGAGUAGCCUUCAUUCUAGAACUAUUUCUGAAGCCCAUGGGUGGGCUGUAGGCCCCCCAGUUAUUUUGGAAAUUCAGGAUGCAGUUAUCUGGUGAAAUGGUACAUCCAGUUCCUUUAGAAUGUUGGUGAUCAGAGGGUUCCUGAACUUGAAUUUGGGUUAAGUCAGAAAGUCAACAGAAGUGGUGGUGUUGGAGCUGGUUGUGUGUGGAGUGGUGAGGAAAUGUCCACUACCAAAAAUUAGAGGAGCCUUAGGUUAAAUUUAAAUGCAGUACAUCACAUAUCACAUACCAGUACUGGAGCUUUUGAGAUCAAUGGGAUAUAUCCAUUUUAACUAAAAUAUGUUUAUUUUAUCUUAAUUUAGUUGUUUUAGUGAGAACCUCUCCCCAGCACUCAAAUAGUGUGCAGUCCUGGUGGUUUAGUGCAGUGGGAAAAAAACAUAAGGGUCCACAUCAUACUAACCUUCUAGAAAUUUCUAGACACAAGGGAAGAUUUAUCAAAGUGUUCUGAUUUGAAAUGCAGUGAAAAGACAUAAAAGAGAAGUCACUGACAGAAUUUGCCUGCUGUUCCCACAGCACUUUGAUAACUCUCCCCUUAUGUGUGCUGCCUUUCUUUAACUGUUAAAUCACUCCCAAAUCAACACAUCCCAUUUCACACAAAAACACUGACAUACACCUUUACAUUACACAAACUCAUUAAUACAUGCAAAUCCCUCCCAUUACACUGAACUACUUAUAUACACAUCCCCAAACUCAAAAUCUGUCAGAUAGAUAGAUAGCUAGAUAGACAGAUAGAUAGAUAUACAAACAGACAGAUAGAUGGAGAGUAUAGAGAUACAUACAAUAACACUCCCUCCUUGCACACUCUUCCCAAACAUUCCUGAAGCUUAUACAACUGUAUUUUUACAUGGCAUACUGCAACUAGCAGUUUUUAGGGUCAGGUUGAGUGUUUAGUGUGCAAGCUUUCAAGGUUCUUUAGGUAGAGAGGUACCACUGUUACCAUAGUUACCAAUAGUCAAAUUAGACAAGCAAGAUGAAGUGAUAAAAAGAUGCAAUAUUUGUAUAGUGAACAAGAUAGGCUGCAAUUCACCCAACAGUGUGCAUCCCAGGAGCUUCCUAUUACAAACACAGUGUGAUCUGCACAUUCUUUUAGACAUUUGGUGAUUGAUUCUGCACACUCUACACUCUCAUGUAGUGCGACCAUGCAAUGUGCAUUCUUCUGCAGGAAUUAUUCUUUGCUUGACAUGGGUUUGCUUCAAUGAAAAUGUUGUUGCCUUCCUAACCGCUUGACUGUUCUUCCCGUAUACAGAUUAAAAAUAACUCCAAAAUCAAUAAAAUGGCUCAGUAUGGAGCACAGAGGAAUCCUGCAAGCUGGGUCUCUCAUAUAACAGCAGCCGUGGUGUCUCAACCUGGUAUGUAAUGCAUUUUACUUCCAAUCCAUUUAACCUAGCACCUAAGAAAUACAACCCCAAAGUGGAGCAAUAAUGUCAUGUCUGCAAUUCUCCCACAAUAAUUUUCUGUCGUUUGCAGAGGUGAAUUCUGGGAGACCUGCACAAUUUAAAAAUGUGGUGUCCAGUCUAGUUCAAGUUCAUGCUGUUGGUAUACUCUACCCAUAACUCUGUGCCUGCCAACUUUUUACAUUUAUGGAUUGUAAUUUUCUCUAGUAUUUACAAAGAAAUAAGAAUAAAAUAUGAGAAAAUGUUUUUUCCCCUUUAUUCUUGCCAAACUGGUAUUUUCAGCUGGAGCAGAAGCCAAGAUAUUUAAUUAUUUAUUUCUUGAGUUUGUAGAAUCAUUUCUUUGUUUAGAGAAAAUAUAUGGAAAGAGGACAUAAAAUAGCAUGCUCCAAUGUAGCCAGUUAUGUGGACACUGUUACAAGCUGUUACUGUAAUGAGCAAGGGGUUUGGCAUCGUAACAAAGAAUUCUGAUUGACCAGGAACAUUUCCUUUCUUAGUGGUCAGCACUGGAAGUCUGAGACAUUAAUCUGUUCUUGAAAAACCCUGCUAGCACAAAGCAUCACCCAUGACCUUUGCUUGAUGAUGGUUACAAAAACAAUAUCACAGAUAUUGCUUUAUCUUAAAUGUCAUGGCUAGAAUUAAAUAAAUGUUAAUUAAAUUGCACUUAACAUUUGUUUACAAAAACACUGUAUGUUACAACCCCAAUAAAGGUUUUUUUUUCCGCUUUUUCUAAUUAUUUGUUGUUGGUUUGUUUUUUUGUUUCCUUUAUAUAAUACCCUUUUAGUCCGUCCUUUCCAAUUUGAAAUAAGGGGGAAUUCAAUUUAUGUGGAUUAUAAUUUAUCCCUAUAUCUGCGUAUCAGGAUACAACUCAGUCAAUCUUAUAGCUGCUAUUACAACAGCUUAAUAACUGACCAUGUUCUAUUGAAUUGUGUUAAAUCAGUUCAAAAUUUAAACAAUAUUUGUAUUAUAAUUGUGCACAUACACAGAUCACUUAUCUAAGAAUAAACCAAAAUCGUAAUCCCAAACUCUAAGUAUUUACAAUUUGGUUCCAAACAUACUAUACCACAUCCCACAAGAAAGAAAAAUAAAUGCCUGGACAGCCAAUCAUGGUUUCAAUUUGGUUGUAAUCAUAUGAUUUUAAAUACAUUUUUAUUGAUAUGAUUAUUAUUUUUUAAUUUUUUGCUAGUUAUAAGAGAUCCAGCGGUUGUUGAGAGGACAAAUCUGUUGAACAUGGCUAAGCUCAGUAUAAAAGGUCUCAUUGAAUCGGCUCUAAGCUUUGGCCGUACUCUGGAUACAGACUACCCUCCUCUACAGCAGUUCUUUGUUGUAAUGGAACAUUGCCUGAAGCACGGGCUUAAAGGUAUGCGCUCUGCAUUGAUGUGGGAUGUUACAGUUGUGUCUACUCGGAGAACCUUACUUAGAGCUAUCUCUGUAUUCAGAGGGAAAUUAUCUAAUCAAUGCUUUUAUAUUUAAUCAUACCCAUAACUUGUUCUAUUGCUACUUUCAUUUGGGUAAAUCUCAAGGUUGAAUGUAUUUGACUUUCAAAUUUUUUUUUCUAAUUGCCAACUGUCGUCAGUUAAAACAUAUAUGGUAAUAUUUUGCAAGUAAUAUCAAAAGAAUAAACAUCUGUUGUGUUAAUAAUUUAUAUAUUGCACGUUGCCCAUUAUGAAAGAAUAUUGACUAUUUAUUGUCCAUGUAUGGAGUACAUUGCCCUUUGCAGAAAAAUGACUUUCAAAUAAUUAUACAAGAAAACAGUGUUAUCCAGUCACUCAAGAUCACUUUUGCAGCAGCUUUAUUGGAAUAACCGACAAAUGAAGCAACGUUUUCACCUCCACAGAGGUCUUUGUCAAGCUGACAAAGAUAUUUGUGUAGGUUGAAACGUUGCUUCAUUUGCCUUCUGCACAUGUGACCUUGAGUGCCUGUUUUCUACUGCAUGGAUGGGAGUUAGCCAGCCCCAGGUUUAGUAGGUCUGCGUAUUAUAGCUGUGCAGAUUUCUUCCUUCGUAUAUUUCAAAUAAUUAUAAUCAUUCAUUACAUCCUGCCAUAUGAAGUGCACAACAUAAGGUUAUUACAUUAAUAGCAUUAAUUUGAUCUGUAUUGAUCGACACCUUGCAUAAUGUUGCAUAGAAAUGUAAGCGGCUGUCUUGGGUUAGCAUAAGUACUUUGAUAUUUAUAUAUAACCUUUAGGGCUGUUUUGGAACAACUGGAAACAUCAAUAUGUUCAAAACGAAUUGCUAAGCAAGAAUGUCCAGAUAAUAUAUAAAAAUAUUAGUUAUUAACUUUUACAGAGUGUGCUUCAAGUUAAAUAUUACAUUGGGGAACAUUAUAUGAAAUAUAAUAUCAAAUAUUCAUGGGUACACAAGGAAUGUGGGUCCUGUUCUAGUGAGCUUGCAGUCUAGUGUGCGGUUGGAGGUGAUGGAAACCGAAGAUAUGAUUGAAGUAUAAAAGGAAGUUUGGAUUGAUGAGAUAGCUGAAGUAGAACAAAAUGUCAUGUUUAAGGAAUGCAUAGGACAUCAUUCGGUUGGUAAGUUAUAUAUUUAUUUGUGUAGUGUUUUUUCAGAUACUGAUCAACGCUGUAGAAUGUUGGAGUAAUGGAGUGAGUGAAGGAAUUCCAUAAAUACUGAAGAUUUGUGUGAGGGAAGUUAUGACAGAAAAAGGGGCAUAAGCUAAAGCAGACAAAAGAAGUUAAGUCUGUGUAGAUUCAGGACAUUAACUCAGGACUUUUUCUGAAAAUGUAUUGGAUCAAGCCAAAUGACUAGUAAAUGUUUGUAGUAGGGGCUACAUGAUGAAUGAGGUAACCGAGGUGUCCUUGGUGGCAUGAAAAAGGAACAAGUGGCAGAUGUGUCAGCCGUAUAGGACAAUGUUGACUAAUCCUUAUCUGACAGAUUUUUGGAGAUUCAGCAUACAGAAAAUAUCUCCAUUUACAACAACAGUAAAAACACAUAAAAAUACAUAAUUCCUAUCAUACUGAACAUCCCCAGAUAGCUUGGAUCUGAGCGCUCAAUAUAUCCGAACAGCACUCAGAUCCCACGAACAGAAUAAAAUCGCCAUGGGGUUUAAGUUUAACCAGGGCCAUACACAGUCCAAUAGAAGUCCAUAAGCUCCAAAUGCUGUUUUUAAAGUGCCCAAUCUCCCAGGGGCCAUAGUCCCAAGGCAUGAGGCUGGCAAUCAGCCCCUCCAAAAACCAGUGGUGAGGCCCCUUUCGCCACACCCUCCACUACAGAGAAUGACAAAAAAACUCACCACUACAAGUGUCAUGCUGAGAUUGUCAAAAAAAAUUAUUAUAGAGGAAAUCUUCAAGUGAGCACCAAUAGUUGUGUGCCAUUAGUAUUGGUCCCUCACCUAAAAUUUCCCAGCAUGCAAUCACACUUAGACAAUAUGUUGAACAAACGCCAAUUGUUUAUGAAAGGAAUACUUGUAGCUUAGUACAAUGUUUGUCUUGUAUUCAUUGGGUUAAAAUUGUCUCUUAUAUGAACACUAUAGGGUCAGGAACACACCCUAAAUCACCCACUAUCCCUCCUGCCCCCCCCCCCCUUAAUCCCCUAAAUAUAGUAAAAUCUUACUUUCUGUCAAGUAUGCUGCUGCUGGCUCUGCCCCUUAUCUGUCAUCAGAAGUGAUUCUCUAAGCCAAUCACAAUGCUUUCCCAUAGAAUUGGCUGAGACUGUCAAGGAGGCAGAUCAGCGGCAAAGCAAGCACAAGCCAAGCACAGCCCUGGCCAAUCAGCAUUAAAUCAACGCAUCUCUAUGAGGAAGUUUCAGUGACUCCAUGCAGAGAGUAGAGAUACACAAUGUGCAGCACUUCCCCAGGAAGCACCUCCAGUAGCCAUCUGAGGUGUGGUCAGUGGAGGUAUCCCUAGGCUUUAAUGUAAACAGUGCCUUUUCUCAGAAAAAUACAGUGUUUACUGCAAAAAGCCUGAAGGGAAUGAUUCUACUCACCAAAACAAAUACAAAAGCUGUAGUUGUUCUGGUGACUAUAGUGUCCCUUUAAUCUUAUUCAACAUAUCAAAGCUUUGAAGGUUUUUGAUUUUUAGCAAGAAUGUACUAUUUUUUAUAUAUGACCCGCAACAGCGAAACAGUUGUGACAAUCCUAGGCAUAUGAGGUAUUCCUAAAAUUAGUACAAACAGGUCAGCCUCUGUUAACACACGUUUCCUUGGCUGUAUAGUGAUCUAUAAAUUAUAAUAAAUACAUGCAUGUUUCCAUAAUUACAUCUAUUUCAAAAUUUAUUUUUUAAUGCUAACUCAAGACUUAAGUAUUUAUAUUGAUAUGGGCAAGCACUAAAAACAGAAUAAUGUUUUUUGAAGCAGUAAAUGAGUAAGAGAGGCAUUAUUGCCAAACAAAGACAUAACAAUAAUAGAAAAAACCUGUUCUUGAGUAACAAACUAGUAAAACCUGUUAUAUAGCUAAUAAACAAAUUAUGUAUGCAUCACAAUCUGCAUACAUAGAACUAAACCAGUUCCUUUCCUGGUAACUAUUAAUAUUGUUUUGUUUUAUGUUUUUUUUUUGCAGUGAGAAAGUCCUUUCUGAGUUUCAAUAAGUCAAUAUGGGGACCUCUGGAAAUUGUUGAGAAAUUGUGUCCAGAGGCAGAAGAGAUUGCUGCUAGUGUUAGAGACUUACCGGGACUCAGGUGUGCUAUAUUUCCAGAUACCUCUUGUUGUUUAUUGACCAUUAUUACAGUGGAUAGGCAAUCUCUAGCUCUGUGAAAGCUGUGUAAAAGUAAUGGACAUUGUAGAAGUUGCCUGUCCAACAUCUAACACUACUUUUGUCAACUAUACAUCUUUCAUUAUUUUUUAUUAAUUCAUCAUCAACAUCUUGAUUCUUUUCCAGAACACCACUUGGUCGUGCGAGAGCUUGGUUGAGAUUGUCAAUGAUGCAGAAAAAGCUGGCAGAUUAUCUGCGUUGCUUAAUUUUGCGCAGGGAUCUUCUGAGGUUUGUAACCAUAAAAUCUUUUAUGCCAUUAAGUUUAUUGCAUUUAAAUAUUUUCCUGCACAUUAAUCAUUAUGUAAGUAUAAGUGGAUAUAAUUGGCCAAGCAGGGCCCAGGUGACUACAAACUGACUUCCUGCUUCAGACAUUAUAACUAAAGUUAUUUUAGAAUCAUGUCUAUAAAUUGGAUGUAGUUUGAUGUCCAGUGGCAAAAUCCCUUUGCUUCUGUGCAUUGUUGUCUAUGCAUUGGUUUGUGAAAUAUAUGUUUGUGCUAUGUUUUGUGUAAUUAUACAUCACAAGUGCAAAGUUGUAGGACAUGUGCUAGUAGAAUUUUGCAUAGCAGUGGUUUAGACUUCAUGUCUUACCACUCAGCAGACCUGACCCACAACUGACUACCAUAUAAGGAAUAAAAUAGAUUGCUAUGUUUAAUUGGAUAGUUUUCACUUUCCUCUACAGUGAAUAUUAUGAAAAUCAUGCAGUAAUGAUGGAGGAAGAAGGGACCGUUAUAGUCGGACUAUUGGUGGGACUAAAUGUCAUUGAUGCUAACCUCUGUGUGAAAGGAGAAGAUCUGGAUUCACAAGUAUGUCCCAAAGUAUACUACACAAUUUCAGCAGAUAAGCAUUCAUCAUUCUGGUGAUCUGAGUUUGGUCUCCACCCAUGGAACCUUUGUCCACUCAUUACAAAAAUGACAUGCCAAGCCUUGACUUGGCUGAAAUCCAGAUUUGCAGAGUUUAUUCUCAUUUUGACAAUUUUGCUGAUUUCUAGUGACUGAUAUCUAGAAAUAUAUAUGCCUGAUAAGUUACAUUAGUUUUGAGCCUUAAAUAGAUAUCAAUAUGAUAGGGUUGAGGUUCUCCCCAUCUAUAUUCAAAUAUUCUCUAUGAAUAGGUCUUUAAUUUAUCCUUGACUGGAUACAGGUAGAUGUAUGAAUCCAUUAAUUAUGGAGGAUCAGUCUUGAUUUGUUUAAGAACUACAUCUCUGCUUAUAUCUAUAGUUUUUUUUAAAUACAUAUUAUAUGUUUGUAUUAUGUUGUUUGAAGAGUGUUACCUUUUAUUUGCUUAUUAAAUAUGUUUUUAAAAAUUAAUGGGCAGUAGGACCCAAUGUUUUUGUCGUGCUGGUCAUCUCAACUCAAAUAGAUCUAGAUAUUAAUAUGAUAGGGUAAGGUUCUCAAUAUCAAUAAAUAGAUAUCAACAUGAUAGGGUUGAGGUUCUCCUCAGCUAUCUUCAAAUAUUCUCCAUGAAUAGGUCUUCAAUUUAUCCUUAACUGGAUACAGGUAGAUGUAUGAAUCCAUUAAUUAUGGAAGAUCAGUCUUGAUUUGUUUAAGAACUACAUCUCUGCUCAUAUCUCUGCUCAUAUCUAUAGUUUUUUGAAUACAUAAUAUGUAUGUAUUGUAUGUUGUUUGAAGAGUGUCACCUUUUAUUUGCUUAUUAAAUAUGUUUUUAACAUUAAUGGGCAAUAGGACCAGUGUUUUUCUUGUGCUGGUCAUCUCAACUCAAAUAGAUCUUUAAUGUGAGAUGUGGCUUAAGAUCAAAGGUGUCAGAGUACAGAGUUCCGUGAGCUCUAGUGAAUCAGUUAACAGGGUAAUUCUAAAGUGGAAGGUAACAUGCAAAUACUUUUGCUAUAUUGGAACACUUCCACCAUGGUUAACAUCUCCCCCUAGCCUCUAGAAGUAGUGUAGUGCUGUCAUUAGCAUGAACACUGCUUCUUGGUCUACCUGUUAGUUAAUGGAUUUGGUCCACAGGUCCUAAUGGCUCAUUAAACCUUUGCUGUUACUCUGAGAACAUUUACCAAAAGUCAUAUUCUCGUCUAGCGGAGGAACCAGAGGAAUUACAAAUAACCUCUGAGGAAUAGAUUUAAGAAAUUAUUCUAAUUUUAUUAUAAAUGAAUGGAAUCUUUAAAAAUGACAUAUGUAAAAAUGAAUAGUAGUAGUAAAAAUAUACUUAUUACUUUUACACCCAUGUCCCAUCAUUGCUCAAGGAAUGAUGGCAAGAUGCCGUUGGUUGGCAGGUUUUGACUUCUGAUAAUUACACUUGGACUAAUAUUACGAAGUGGCCCUUUAAAACUCUACACAGACUUAGAGUUGAAGAAGGUAAAAUAUCCAUUAUGCAUUCUUCAAAUUUUGAUUUCCUGUUAUUUCUUUGUGGCAGGUUGGAGUGAUUGAUUUUUCAAUAUAUUUAAAAUCAGAAGAAGAUGACACUUCCAGAGAAGGGAGGUAAUGUUAAAUGGCAUUUGCUAUACCGUGCUUUGGAAUACAUUUAUGUUUGACUGCUAAAUUUUAAUAAUUAAUGAAGUGAUUAAUGAACUAUCUGGGCUCGGUUCAGCACAUGUCUUGUAGAGAGACUCCCAUAAUGCCACACCCCAAAACACAUUUAUUUUAUAUAUACUUACAGAUACAUAAAUGGAACAUUCUGCUGCACCUUGUUCUUAUUCAUGACAUUUAACCAUGGUAAUGCAACCACAGCAUCGAAUCAAAUAGCACAUAGUCACAUUCCAUAUUGUUAGUAUAUUUCACAGCCAAUAUAGAUGUUGUAAAAAAAAAGAUUUUAAGGAAUUGUAAAUGCAUUUUAAACAAUUAAAUCAUAAGAAGGAGCUUACAAUGUUGAAGACCUCCGGGGGCCUCUCGAUAAAUUGAUCCUUCUUCUUGGCUGCAUACGGUCACCAAAAAUGAUAUAUCUUCUGACCAAACUCUGAAAUGGAUAGACCUCCUGCUUAUGCAGGAGAAAAUUAAGGAGAAUAAUCCCUACCAAUACAACAUUUAUAACAGUGAUUGGCAGGGAGCCAAGAUGAGGGCAGUUUUUUUUUUUUUUUUAUAUCUCUUAACAACAUAUUUGCUCAAUACUAUUGUAAUCUUGGAAAGUCUCCUUAUUUAUUUCAUCGUAUAUUUCUGCACUACUAAAUUGCACAGUAUAAAUCUGACUCACAUACUACACACAUUUACCUGCCUUAAUUUGUAUCAGUUCUUCAACCAAAUGGAUACUAACCCUGCUACUUCAUUUACUACUGCGUGAUAUGUUGUUUCUCUUUUUGUUCAGAUUUUGAAUUUGUUUUGUAUACUGUUUCCUGUUCACUAUUAGGCCUCAUACUUCAGUGUGGACCUAUGUCCACAACUCUCAACUCUCAACUACCAUCUAUACAGCAAGGCUUCUCAAUGUAACUCAUGGAACUUUUGUAUCUCUUGCACUUUGUAUGUUUCAUAUUUCUUAUAUAAUUUGAAAGCCUGGGGGGGGGGGGGAUUACUAUAACAAAAAUAAAAAAAAAUCCAGGAAAGUGAUGUUUCAAUUACCUUAUUAUUUUAGUUGACAUGGUUUGUCCAUUCACUGCUGUGACUUUGAAAUCUUUUACCUUUCUUGUAUGUUCAACAACCUGUUUCUUGUGUUAAGAAACGUACACAUUUCAGCAAUUUUGGACCAGAAAAACUAUGUUGAAGAACUCAAUAGACAACUGAAGUAAGUUUUCUUACGUUUCAAUCAUGUGUUUGAUCACUCUGAAUAAAUGUAAUUGUAGCAGACACAGUAUGACUCGUCCCAGGCUUAGGAUCCAGACCUUUUCCACUCAAGGUCAGUGCCCUUCCUUCCAGCACUACCUGACUAGUUGUGCCAAGGAUUUUCCAGAAAGAGAAAUUCAACAAAAGGGGUAGAGUUCCUCCACUCUCUGUACAAAUAUCACCCAGACACUUGAUAAAAUGGGGAACAGUAAUGCUUUAUUGAGACACAAGUCCACCAAUAACAGUAAGUAGCAGGCAGUCACACUAACACAUUUAAAUAAAUUACAGUAUGAAUGAAGCACCAUGAUUAUAAGACAGGGUGGGAAAAGACAAAGACAAGGGCUGGGGACUUAAAAUAGUUGCCUAACAGUGAGUUUGAAUUUUUACUGAAACAAUGGGACAAAGCUCUGGUGGUAAAAACAAGUCCUCUGCAUUGUUGUUUUGAUGAGAUUUACAGACAUGAUGGAGGAGGAAGGGAACACACAAAAUGGACACUUAAUACAUUUAACAUCCAUCCAUCCACACAAUAUACAAAGUAUGAACUAUUUACAAGCAGAUGAUUAGUCCUAGUAUCCAAUCAGUCCAAUUUCAGCCAUAACCGAGAGUCCAUAGUCUCUGAGGUUAAGGCUGGCCUUCAAGCUCCUUCAUGAGCCAUAUUCUCUCUGUUUAAUUGGCAGUAGAUGACAUGAGAGCAUUUCCAUAAGGAAGACAUUUAAAAGCGGUGAAGUUUCUAUUACAGGAAUGAUAAACACAAAAUCCCUUCUCAGGAAAACCACAUUAGAACCAAUACGUUACUGAUUUAUUAAGAAUGGUUUGGUGCAUAUUUCUUGGGACUGGGUGGUUCUAGUAGAUUUGGGAACAAUGUAUUGUAUUUGGAAGUAAACAUAGAUGAAACACUUCUGAAUGAAUGGUGAAUCUAUAUUACAUGCAAAUGUUCUUUAUAAUAUAGAGUGUGUUUGAUACGGUUCAUUUUACAUACUCUUUGUUGUGUUUUUUUGCCAUUUUAGUGGUACUGUUAACAGUCUUCAUACAAGAAUCGACACAAUGGAGAAAUCGAACACAAAACUUAUUGAAGAGGUAACUUGUUUAUAUUGUAUUAGUUUUAAAUACAUACAGACCAUAUAAAUGGUUUCUGGCUAGUAGGUUUUCCAUAAUGUGUGAUGUUUUUUGAGUCUGGCUCUCAUGAAUGUCAAUUCAGUUGUCUGUUGCUUAUUGCCAUUUAGCUUAUUUAGCAUUCGGUAGCUCUUCAACGUGCAACACUCUUCCACUUUCCCACUACAGUUUGUCCUCGUGAAAGGUGCAGUCACAAUAUAUAGUUUUGCCAUUUUUGGGACAAUGCACCUGCAUAUUGUGCACCAACCUUUUCAGCCUUUUCCUCUGAUGGGGUUUCUUCCCCUAUUAACACACAGGAUGUUAAAGAUUCCAAAGAAUAUGCAAAAAAUCAGUUACCAGUUCUUCCGCUGCCUUCUUUUUUAAAGGAACACGAAAGCGUUAGGAAUACAAACCUGUAUUCCUAAUGCUUUAGUGUUCCUGUUCCUAGCAUUAUAAGUCCUCCACCCACUCCGCAUAUUCCAUAAAAUUUAGAAAAUAAAGCGUUUUACUUACCCUUUUUAAAGCACAGAUGCUUCCUCGAUGUUGCUUACAACUUCAUGGAGGAGACAUGGACUCUUGCGACAUGGGCCACUCCAAUGCACCCUUUAUUAGAAUCUUUGGGGACCUAAUGCACAUGUGCUGCAUAUGCAUCCAAGCCUCCCCAUAGGAAGUGCUUGUGUGUCUGGGUUUUUAUUCGGUCAGUGCAGAAAAAGUGCCUCCGGUGGCUUUCAGUGUAACAGCCACUGCAGGUGUGUUUAACCCGUGAAUGUAAACAGUUCAGUUUCCCCAAAACAGCAAUGUUUUACCUUGAAUAGUUGAAUAGUUUACAGGAACACUGCACCCACUGAGGUGUCAUUGCCUGGGUGACUUUAGUGGUCCUAAACAAUCAAUUUUCUUAUAAUUAUUCUAGAACUAACUUUCCAUAGAUAUCUCGAAUAACAAGAUAGAAGUAAAAAUCAUUACUUAAUGGAUUCCCACACAAUGUACAAAUGUUCUUUCUAACACAUUUUUGUAUUCGUUAUUAGAUUUUAUUUAUAUAUGUAUGUCCUUCUUUAUAUUUUAGUUAGCAAUAGCAAAGAAUCACAUUAUUAAACUUCAGGAAGAAAAUCAUCAGCUAAGGAAUGAAAACGCAAUGAUUUUGAUGAGAGCUCAUCAACAACUACAGGUGCGUAUAUCUCAUCUGUCAAGUUAAAGGGGUACUGUCACUUAUCUGGAAAUUACAUCAUUGAAUAACAUCCAGUAACAGCCAGGUCAGCUCUACAAGAGGAGAAACAUGACCAUUGUUUCAGUUUCUCCUUCUUUCUCUAUACUCUUUCUAUGCUGACUGCCACGUACAGAAGGUGGAAUUAACACUGAUCAGCCUUCCUAAUAUAAUGUAGAUCCAUCUCAUGCUGCCAAGACAGCUCUGAUGUGUCAAGGCAUGGACUUCACAAGACCUCUGAACGUGUCCUGUGGUAUCUGGCACCAAGACAUUAGCCGCAGAUCCUUUAAGUACUGUAAGUUGCGAGGUGUGGCCUCCAUGGGUCAGAUUUCUUGUUCCAGCACAUCACACAGAUGCUUAAAGGGACACUAUAGUCACCAGAACAACAGCUUAUUGAAUUUGUUCUGGUGAGUAGAAUCAUUCCUUUCAGGCUUUUUGCUGUAAACACUGUCUUUUCAGAGAAAAUGCAGUGUUUACAUUACAGCCUAGUGAUAACGUUACUGGCCACUCCUUAGAUGGCUGUUAGAGAUCCUUCCUGGGUCAUGGCUGCCUAAAAUGCAUCCAAACAUUCAGUAUCUCCUCCCUCUGCAUGCAGACACUGAGCUUUCCUCAUAGAGAUUCAUUGAUUCAAUUCAUUUCUAUGAGGAGAUGCUGAUUGGCCAGGGCUGUGUUUGAAUCACGCUGGCUCUGCCCCUGAUCUGCCUCUAUGUCAGUCUCAGCCAAUCCUAUGGGGAAGCAUUGUGAUUGGAUCAGGCCACCACUUCUGAUGAUGUCAGCAGGCAGUGGGCAGGUCUAAAGGAAACAGAGCCAGAGCUAGCAGAUCCAGACUUAAAUACAAGUAAGAUUUCUAUAUUUAUGGAGGCAUGAGGGAAUUUGGGGGGGGGGUGCUAGAUGGUGGUUUUAACCCUAUAGGGUCAGGAAUACAUGUUUGUGUUCCUGACCCUAUAGUGCUCCUUUAAUCAAAUUGAGAUUUGGGGAAUGUGGUGGCCAGACAACACCUUGAAAUCUUUGUCAUGUUCCCCAAAUCAUUCCUGAACAAUUAUUGCGUUGUGGCAGGGUUCAUUAUCCUGCUGAAAAAGGCCACUGCCAUUAGGGAACAACAUUGCCAAGAAGGGGUGUACAUUGUCUGCAACAAUCUCUAGGCAGGUGGUACGCGUCAAUAUAACAUCCACAUGAAUGUUAGUUCCCAAGAUUUCCCAUCAGAACAUUGCCCAGAGCAUAACACUGCCUCUGUCGGCCUGCCUUCUUCCCAUAGUGCAUCCUGCUCUUCCCAGGUAAACGACGCACAGGUACCCAGCCAUCCACCUGAUCUAAAAUCAAUUUUAAUUUAUCAGACCAAGCAACCUCCUUCCAGGCUAAAGGUAAGAAGGGAGGGGGAUAUAAUGCCAGUUUUUUUUUGUUUGUUUCCCCCCCCCCCCACUAAUACGCAAUCCCUCCUAACAUAUAGACACACACCUCACUCUCACACAUCACCCUCACACACACGCACACAUCACCCUCACACGCACAUUACCCACACACACACACAUAUUCCUCACACACAACUCUCUCACAGACACGUUACCCUCACACACACAUGCACACACACAGCUCCCUCUCACACAAACAUUACCCUCACACACACACACACACAGCUCCCUCUCACAUACAUCACCCUCACAAACACAUACACAGCUCCCUCCCACACAUACACUACCCUAACACACACACUGCAUACUUCAACAGAGCUCUGCACAUGGUCUGCCCUGGAAGAGCAUUGAACCAACAUGCUCACUUUGAGAGGGGGCGUGCUUGUCAUUGGUGAUGACAAAACACACCAUCUCUGACUCGCCCCCUUCUUAGUGGGCCGCUGUGAUUAAAAAAUGCCCGGGCCGAAUUUUUUUCCCAGUCUGGCCCUGAUGAACAGUGUGGAACAUUUCUCUUAAAUGACUGGUUUGCUUUUCAUUCACUUGAAUGAUAACACUCUUCCCAAGGCUUGUGUGGGAAAUACAGUAUGCUUGUGGUGCAGAAAAAUAAUACUGUUUAAGUCAGUCUUGGCACAGGCUUUAUAUAUAUAGCAACAUAUUUGGCUCUCCUUUAGUGUAGGCAAGAAUAUAACACAUUAAGCAUGAUGGUCAGCUGGAUUGUAAGCGAGGUGCAUGUACAUAAUGGAUGUGUUAAGGAGGAAACUGUUUAGGUGAGCCUGUGUAAUGUUGCUAAUGAGGUUAACAACUGGAGUGCCUCAAUAUAGUGUAAAGUGUGUUCAGCCAUAGGCAGGCGACUAGAAAAUCAAAGAUAACGCAAACUAUAACAUAAAAUAAAAUUGACGGCAACCUCAGCAUGGGUGUAGAAGGACAUAGUAGAGCACCCUGGUGCCAGUUGUGACAUAAAGAAAUAUGUCCUUGAGGCAUGCACGGGAUGUAUUUGGCAUGUCCAUGUCAGCCAAUGCCUUGGCUUGGUAUAGUGGGUGAGUCUCUGGGUUUUGCUGCAUGAGGGAGAUAUGCCAGUGUAUCAACUUCGCUUCUCUAGGCUUGAGAGGGGGUUUGUUUCUGGCAUCCAUGGUCCCGGACUAUGUUAGAAACCAAGUCCCUCACCGCCGGGAGACUGUGGGGGCUUUGGGUGGUCUGCCGCCUGACGCCGGUGCAGAGUUUACGCUGUCGCGGUCUAUGCUGUGCAGCUGUGGCCGGAGCAGCCCUCCUCCCCGAUGUGUCUGAAGCAGGUUUUACAAAUGCUUUCGGGGUGCUUUGCCCAUAGGAGGCUUAGGUUUUCCUUGGCUCUUGCCACUCCGCAUGUUCCCAUGUGCCUUUUGCCAGAACCUCUCAAACACCUUAUCCAGGAGUUGCAGCAUGCCGUCCACCAAGCCCGGUAGGAUUGUCUCUGGCCUGUGCAGCUCACGCCCCUCUCAGGGAACUCGUCCGCCAUCUUGAAUUCUUCAGCCGGAUACACCAUGUGGCAGGUGUUGGCCGUCUGAGUGUGGCAUGAGUAUACGGGGCUAGCUAGAGAGGACCGGGAUAACCCCUGCUGGUCCAUGGAUUGGGGGGAUAGCACUAAUCGAGUGUCUUAAUGCCAGUCAAAGCAGCCGCCCCUCCUCCGCCCGGUUGCUGGUAGGCUGCAAAGCCUCGAGUCAGGGUUUUCAGUGGCGGAGAAGCCCGCGAGAGGUGUUCCCCGCACCACCAGCAUUUCAGGAACAAGCUUAGUUGUACUCUGCGUCCAGGUAAGUGUUUGGCUUGAAAAUAUUGUCGAUUGUAAGGUGCCAGACGCAGGAGCACAUGCAACACACGUCUGGACUGCUCAGUAGCCAGGCUCUGCCCCUGUCAUAUACCUUUAAUCCCUUGUUAUCAGUGAUCUGGUUCUUUCAAGGGGGCAAGAAGUCAGAUCUGUAUUCUGGAGAAUGUAGGCCUACACAGUGGCUAUACAUUGUUCUAGACAGCAACUGUAUAGUUUUACAUUUAUUCUGAUCUUCGAUUUGUUUUUUGUUAUAAUCUUUAUUAAAGAAUUUUUAUCAUUUUUUUUAAUAACAUUUGAUCUUCUAUUUUUCUACUUAUUAUUGUAUUGCUUCUGUACAGAUAGUCCAUUAGUGAUUUAUAUCUCUAUGGAAUGGGGGGGAUAACCACUCUAUGAUUUUAAGAGAUAUAAACAAAACAGAAUUGCAUAAAUGAAAAAAGAUGAAACGUAUCAAAUAUUUUCUUCGCUUAAACAACAUGAAAGUCUUAUUAGACCAGUCAAAUAAGAGACGCUAUCCCUUUAAUCAUAUAUUUUGCAUACACAUUUCUCAUUUAGUAUUGUGAUUUAUUUACAGGCUACCAAGGCAAGUCUUGAAGCUGAACAGUCAUACAGACAUUCAAGACUAGCACUGGGUGAAAUUUACAAUGAACCUUGUUCACAACAUCACGAAGAUUCAGAAAUGGGGCAUGUAAGUUUAUCUCCUAAUGUAUGUGAUAGAAAACAUGGGUGGGGAGAAAUGAGACUUCAUUUAGUCAUUCAGGAUGUGAUCACCUAAUAUGUGGAUAGGGAAAUAUUUUGGCAUUUGUAGAAAAUAAAUAUUGUAUCUUUAUGUUGUGAUUUGUUAAAUGGACACCAGGUAAGACAAGCAGACACCAGGUAAAACCCAAAUGUUACUACAGUUACAACAGUUUGACUCCUUACCUUGGGCUGGGAUGCCAGGACAAUCCUGGCACCAUAACCAAUAUAAGGCACUGAAGUGGUUAUGGUGCUUCAAGUGUUCCUUUUAUGUGAAUAAAUUCAUGGAAGAUUUUCUAUUUUAUGGGCUGUGAUUGUUCAUUCAUAUUUUUUUUCAAAUAAAUCAAUUUCUGUUCUCAUCAACUCUUAGAAUCUUUGCACCAGUUUUUUUCUACACUGGUGGACAGAUCUGAGUAAAGAAAAUACCUUCCUGUUUCAAACAACCUCCCACUUUUAGCUUUAAAAUGUUAGCUCACAUGUACUAUUCCUUUAUUUGACAGGAUGCAGAAAGUGAACUUGCACCUAUGGAAAUGCAGCAUGAAAUUGAACUUGCAAUGAACCUAUUGGAGAAAGACAUUCAUGAAAAACAAGAUACCCUCUAUGGACUGAAGGAACAACUUGAAAAUGUAAAAGCAAUAAAAAAUGAGAUGUAUCAGAAAAUGCAGGUAUGAAUAUCUGCUGUUAUAACGUAUAUCUUAAAUGUUCUCUGAACCCAAGAAUUGGCAGACCGAUAGUCCAUUACGGGAAUUUCUAGAGUUAUAAACCACCAGAUUUAAAGUAGAGUGGUUCAUGGAUGUCUCCAAAACCAAGAAUUUUUUGAAGUUCCUCAUAGUCUGAAGCCAUGGCUCCAGUGACAUCAGUAACUCUUUAGCUCACGCCUUACUCAUUUGAAAACUUGAACCUCAUCUCUCUCCGUAGCCCUUCCAACAGCAUAUGUCUAUAGGGAGCAGAGAUAAUCAUUGAUGGAAGGAUCUAAACUGACAAUUAGAGACAUGAGAUUCACAGCCUUGCCUCAUGCUGUGAAUUCCAGUCCUCUUGGUUUGAUGAUUCAUAUAACAUUGCCGACUGAUAUAAUUUCUUUACAAUUGCCAGACCCUGAAAUUGCAUUUAUGCAUUUAGAAUAAAAUUACUUAGCACUGUUACAAAUAUUACAAACAAAUCACAAAGUUACAGCAUAAAUAUAAAUAAGAAAAAAAAAAAAUCCUGCAGCAAAAAAGAGACAUUCUAACAUUCCAAUGCAACUUAAGGGAAAAAAUCCAUUAGGAACCACUAAAUUCUGGUAUCUUUCCCCCAAGUAGUAAUAUAAUGACCACUGUCCUGUACUAAUUACGAUUGUGAGAAAAUACGGUAUUGUUACUUUUAAAGCAUUCUGAAGAGGACACUGACAACAAGGAUGUCGCUGACAGACUGGGAGAGAAAACCAAUCAAUGCACAGCCAUGAAACAUCUGGAACACAGGUAGGAUAGAAUUUAGAACAUUGUUUACUGAUCAAAUCAGUUUGCUGUUUACUAGGAGAUAAUAUAAUAUUCCAGAACAUGAUCAAAAGAUGCUCCACAUAAUAAAAAUACCCUUAUUGCCUUUAAAGGCUAUCAUUCUUUCUCCUUGUUCACUAAAUAAUGUAUAUAUAUUUAUAUGUUUAAUCAUCUAGUGAUGACCUGGAAGCUCAUUUAUAUAAUUUUUUAAAGAAAACUUUUAAUCUGGAUCAGGGGUGCCCAAAAGGUAACUCCCCAAAUGUUUUUACAACUACAGCUUCCAUGAUGCUUUGCCGUUCUAAAGGCAUUCAAAAGGCAUGCAAAGCAUUUAGGGUGUUGUAGUUUUACAACAUCUGGGGAUCUACCCUUUUGGCACUCCUGAUCUAGAUCUUUUAUUCAGGAAAGGCUGCUGUCAUAUAAAACUAUUUAUCUCUUUCUGUACCAGUGUUAGGCACCUAUCAUUGUCAGAUAAAGAUUGAACUUUAAAGGAUCACUAUAGGGUCAGGAACACAAACAUGUAUUCCUGACCCUAUAGUGUUAAAACCACCAUCUAGCCCCCUAGGCCCCUCAUGCCUCCAUAAAUAUAGUAAAAUCUUACUGUAUUCAAGCCUGAAGCUGUAACUCUGCAUGCUGUUAGACUCAGAAAAAAAGCAGUCUGCUGACAUCAUCAGAAGUGGUCACAGUGCUUCCGCAUAGGAUUGGCUGAGACUGACAAAGAGGCAGAUCAGGGGCAUAGCCAGCAUGAUUCAAACACAGCCCUGGCCAAUCAGCAUUUCCUCAAAACUAUGAGGAAAGUUCAGUGUCUGCAUGCAGAGGGAGGAGAUACUGAAUGUUUGGAUGCAUUUUAGGCAGCCAUGACCCAGGAAGGAUCUCUAACAGCCAUCUGAGGAGUGGCCAGUGAAGAUAUCACUAGGCUGUAAUGUAAAUACUGCAUUUUCUCUGAAAAGCCUGCAGGUAAUGAUUCUACUCACUAGAACAAAUUCAAUAAGCUGUUAUUGUUUUGGUGACUAUAGUGUCCCUUUAAGGUUAUAAUUGGUACGGAUGUUAAAAAUAUUGACCUUGUUGCAUUUACAGAAAGUAACCAAAAUUACUUUUUUUUUUCUCUCUCUCUCUCUCUCUCUCUCUCUCUCUCUCUCUCUCUCUCUCUCUUUUUCCCCUCCCUUAUGUAUCUCCCACAUAUAAUGUAUCUACUCUUCGGAAAUAAAGAGAUAAGGAUUUGAUUUAUAAGACAAGGAGCAUCACAAUGUCUUAUAUACAGAGUGCAGGAUCAGAAUGUGCUCCGCAGUAUAAACUUAUUAAAGAUAUAUCUUUCUAACAUUGGGUUUAGUUGGAUAUAGUUAUGUUUGCAUAAGCACAAAUAACCUGAUACUCUGUAGACAAUGAGUACAAACUUGGAAAUAUAAAUUACUAGAAUAUUUGUUAUAUAUUUACACCUUUGUUAUACUGUAAUAAAAGCACAUUCGUUGUGUGUGAGUAUUAGACCUCUGUUUGCCAUGAUAUGGGUGAAAAAUGAAAUAUUUUGAGCUAAAUAUUUUAAAGUGGCAGUAAAAGUUAUUUUUCUGCGUAGACUUUUUUGCACAUUAUAUCUCCUUAAUUAAAGCAAAAACAAACAAACAAAAAAAACGUUUAACUUUCUUGAUGUUGCUCUAUAUUACAUGUGCCUUUCUUUCACUCUGUUUCUUCACAAUAUUGGUAAGAUUUAUUCCAUAUUAUCUCCCAGAAGGCCAGGUUUAGGCAAGUCUGUUAUUCUCACAGUAUUUACUUAUCGCUAGGCCUAAAGAAGUUAAUUGUAGAGAAAAAUGAUUCAAAG